AUGGAGGAUUACAAGUCAGAAAAGUAUUUGUUCCUUUCCCUCUACAUCCUGACCUUUCUCAUCGGCCUCCCGGCCAACCUUGUGGCCCUGCGUGCCUUCAUCCGAAGAGUCCGGCAGCCCCACCCUGCCCCGAUCCACAUCCUGCUGCUCAGCCUCACUCUGGCAGAUCUGCUCCUCCUCUUGUUGCUGCCUUUCAAGAUCCUUGAGGCCGCCCAAGACUUCCAUUGGUUUCUGGGCAAGGUGGUGUGUGCUCUCAGCACCUUCGGCUUCUAUAGUAGCAUCUACACCAGCACGUGGCUGCUGGCCGCCAUCAGCAUCGAGCGGUACCUGGGGGUGGCCUUCCCGGUCCAGUACAAGCUCUCCCGGCGGCCCAUAUAUGGACUGGCCGCUGCUGUGGUGGCCUGGAUCCUGUCCUUUGGACACUGCACUGUGGUCAUCGUGGUGGAGUUUCAGGAGUCAAACAAUACAACGAUCAACCAGAGGGACGUGUGCUAUGACAAUUUUACUUCCUACCAGAAGGAUACGGUUCUCUCCUUCCGGCUGGAGCUCUUUCUGGUCCUCUUCUGCCUGCCCAUGGUGGUGACCAUCUUCUGUUACUGGCGCUUUGUGUGCCUCAUGCUUGGCCAACCACAGGUGGGGGUACAGCGACAGCGGAGAGCUGUGGGGCUGGCACUGGUGACUCUCCUCAAUUUCCUGCUCUGCUUCGCACCUUACAAUAUCUCCCAUGUGGUUGGGUAUUUUGAAGGCAACACCCCAAGCUGGCGAAAGUAUGCUGUGAUGUUCAGCGCCUUCAACGCUGGCCUGGAUCCCCUCCUUUUCUACUUCUCUUCCUCUGCUGUUCGCCGGAGCGUUGGACAUGGACUGAAGGCAAUUCGGAACCAAGGGGCCUAUCUUCUGGGCCGCUGCGGUAGAGGAACUGCUGAGGUAGACGCAGGGGACAUGGGUUUGAGCCAUGGGGACGGUGUGGCAAGUUCGGACUUUACCACAGACUAGGUCUCCCAGGCGUUACCUGUACCUGGUGUUUGUAUGAGCUAGGGUUGGAUUGCUAUGGAGAGGUGAGGCACCAAGAAUUCAAUCCUGUCACAGUCUCAGGAAUCCUUCCUUUGUGAUCCAACCAUGGACUCAAAAGUGUGUGUGGGGGGCAGGGACAUGAAGGAGUAUUGCUUUUUGAAGAAAUCUCUCGGCAGCUCUCUUGAACUUCUUGACUGAAUUUCCUUUUGAAGAGAAACAUAAACAUGGCUCUAAGAACACAAAAAAAAAAUGGAAAGGAGUUUAAAUCAAGAAAGGGCCCCCUUCCCAUCCCACCCUCUGCCUUUCUCCCCCUUCCCACAAGUAUGAAUAUACAAGAAAGUUUUGAGAUUUGGAUCAGGUACUUCCUCCUGAUGUGGAUGAGGCUCAUCUCUGGCUUCCAACAGUUUUAGGGAGGUGCCUAAGGCACAAUGAAUCCCCUAGGGUUACACAGCUUUAGGCUGGAUUUUAACUCAGGCCUUUGUGACUCCGAAUCCAGUGCUUUCCCCACAAGGUUAGACUGCUGUAAGGUGUUAAAGGGACCCAAAUUAGUACAUGACUUGGGGCCUGGAGCUGAGCAAGUUUUAGGCACUGGACUCUGAAGAGUGGCAAUGCUGCCACAGGUUUGGGAGUAGGCAGGUAUAGGCAGGGCUAUGAAAGAGCCAAAAGGAAGGAGUUGAAGGACAAAUGCAAGAUGGACCACAGGAAAAGACAGGGGAGAAAGACUCCCUAAAGGAGAAAGAACCACACCAUUACAAACUGAUGUUGCUCUGUUUUCAUAUUGUAUAUUAUUUAGCCACUCCAUAGUAUGUACCUUGUCUUUCCUAUUAAA
This is a messenger RNA of Dromiciops gliroides (monito del monte), 1840 nucleotides long. RefSeq names its product free fatty acid receptor 2 (gene FFAR2). Lineage: Eukaryota; Metazoa; Chordata; Mammalia; Microbiotheria; Microbiotheriidae. Gene Ontology annotation, biological process: cellular response to fatty acid; G protein-coupled receptor signaling pathway. The transcript has a single exon. Gene Ontology annotation, molecular function: G protein-coupled receptor activity. Gene Ontology annotation, cellular component: plasma membrane. The record is from RefSeq and is a predicted model, not a curated record. Bases 1 to 993 code for a protein of 330 amino acids.